AAUGAGCUCAUAACCAUAAUCAGGAACACCACUUAAAACUAUUGUCAGAAUUAUGAAUCUUGCUUGUGCUGCAGCAAUUAUAGCCAUAACUAUAGUGGAUGUAAUCACUGUUUUAGAGCUUUUUGCUUUUUGGAGAUGGAUAUUCAUGACAUAUUAAUUGUAUAACACAUGCUUUUAUAAAGUUUAUUUGCUUUGAUGAUUUUAGCAGCUGAAUUACGAUUGGAUUUUAUCCUUAAGUAUUUCAGAUUUUUGGAAGGUAAUAUAGGGAAAGGAUGGUUUUUAAUUUUGUAAUUAUAUAAACAAUAUUAAGCUGUGGAAUGUGGUUGAUUGGAUAUAGUUUGGCAUCAACAAUAACUGGUAAUUAUUAUUGGAUAUUUAAGGGAGCUGUUUGAUAUUUUGUGGAUUCGUGACAACUUUCAUCCUCUCAUGCAGUGUAAGAAUAAACCAUUAUAAUAUAGAAAUGAUGAUUGCCUUUAUGAAUUUUAUAAAAAUUAUUAAAUAUCAUUAUACUUAGUAAUAAUUAAUGGGUAACAAAAUGAUGAAAAGCUAAGCAGAAUUCGAAUAAGAUUAUCAAAGGAAAUAAGAAAGUAAACAAAUAACACAUAAAAAUAGUGAAACCAUCUGUGUUAGCAUUAAACCUAUUAAUUAAAAAAAAGGGUCGAGUUAGUACAGAAUACUAAUUUUUAACUCCACCAAUAGGUAAAGGAUAAUAUUCAGAAAUACGUAAAGUAAUAAAUAAAAAAACUGGAAUCAUGAGAGCAGUUAAAAUUGUUUAAAAGAAUGCUACUGAGAAAGAAGAGGAAAGAGUAUCAUCAGAAGUCAAUAUUUUAGAAAAGUUAGAUCAUCCAAAUAUCUUAAAAAUAAAUGAAUAUUAUAGUGAUGAUAGAUUUCAUUACAUAAUAACAGAUUUUUAUUCAGGAGGAGAAUUAUUUAGUAAAAUUUAAGAGAGAAGAAUAUUCUCUGAAGCAUAUGCUGCAAGAAUUAUUAGAUAAUUAUUAUAUGCUGUAAAUUAUUGUCAUCUUCAUGGAAUUGCACAUAGAGAAAUUAGACCUGAAAAUAUUAUGCUUGAAAAAAGUUCAGAAUUUGCAUCAGCAAUCUUGAUUGAUUUUGGUAUGUGUUAAAAGAUUUCUCAUAAAAUGCAUAGUUCAGUUAAUCAUCCUUAUUAUUAAGCACCUGAAAUAUAAUAAAAGAAAUAUAAUGAAUCUAUUGAUAUUUGGGCUAUUGGAGUUAUAACCUAUAUCUUAUUAUGUGGGUAUCCUCCAUUUGGUGGAGAUACUAAUAGAAAAAUUAUUGAUAAUGUUCUAAAAAAACCUCUUAUUUUUGAUGAAUAAGAUUGGAUUAAAAAUAGCAAUGAAUCAAAAGAAUUUGUUAGGAAAAUCUUAGUAAAAGAUCCUAAUUAAAGAAUUACAAUUGAUUAAGCAUUAAAUGAUCCAUGGAUUGUUAAGAAUUAUGAACUUUAAGUUACAGAUAGUUAAUUAAGAAGAGUAUUAACUAAUUUAAUGAAUUAUAAUUGUUAAUCUAAAUUAUAAGAAGCAACACUUAAAUUAAUAGUAUUGUAUUUAGCUUCUAGAGAAGAAUUAAGUGAAUUAAGAGAAGUAUUUACAUCUAUAGAUUCAAAAAAUGAUGGAUAUAUUGAUGUAGAAGAAUUAUAGACUGCUAUGCUUAAGAUAUUUGAUUCUGAAACAGCAGAAAGAUAAUCCAAUAAAAUAUGUAAUGAAGAUGAUACUCUUUCUUAUUCAUAAUUUUUAGCAUAGGCUAUUGAUAAAUAAGCAAUAUUGCAAAAAUCAAAGAUUGAAACAGCAUUUAAAUUGAUUGAUAGAGUACUAUUAAAAUUAAUUAUUAUAGAAUGCAUCUGGUAAUAUAAAUGUUGAAGAAUUGAGUGAAGCAUUUAAAUGUAAUUUGACUGGCAAUGAUUAUUGGAUAGAAAUUAUGAAUGAAGUUGAUGCAAAUCAUGAUGGAGCUUUAUCAUUAGUAGAAUUUACAAAUAUGAUGAAAAAAUU
Paramecium pentaurelia is the source of this 2000-nucleotide messenger RNA. NCBI's taxonomy places the organism in Eukaryota, Ciliophora, Oligohymenophorea, Peniculida, Parameciidae. The record is from the annotation of a GenBank genome assembly.